AUGCGUAGAAAAUGGGUUAUAACAGAGACCAUGUGUAAAGAUAUAAUGAAUGUUUUAAAACAGGGUACUGGUGGAAACACACGUAUUGAUCCACAACAUCGUGCAUGGUUGCAGUACUCGUUUGUGCAAAAAAAUUUUAAAAUAAAAUCAAAAAAAAUAAUAAAAAUAUAAAAGCUCAAAAACAAUUUUAGUACCUAGGGGACGGCGAAGACCAAAACGCCAAAGGCUAUUUGGUCGAACCCCCUUCCUUUACAGUGCCCGGUG
Didymodactylos carnosus is the source of this 264-nucleotide messenger RNA. The record is from the annotation of a GenBank genome assembly. Lineage: Eukaryota; Metazoa; Rotifera; Eurotatoria; Philodinida; Philodinidae.